Messenger RNA from Exophiala oligosperma, 1196 nucleotides. RefSeq lists its product as uncharacterized. Gene Ontology annotation, biological process: translation. Lineage: Eukaryota; Fungi; Ascomycota; Eurotiomycetes; Chaetothyriales; Herpotrichiellaceae. The record is from RefSeq and is a predicted model, not a curated record. The transcript is spliced from 2 exons. Gene Ontology annotation, cellular component: ribosome; cytosolic large ribosomal subunit. Gene Ontology annotation, molecular function: structural constituent of ribosome; RNA binding. Bases 98 to 760 code for a protein of 220 amino acids.
CAGCGACUUACCACCACCACCAACUUCUUUCUCAGUUCAAGGUUGUGUCCUUUUUUUUCUCCCCCUUUAAGAAGCACACGGCGUCGUCAAAGGCACAAUGGCGAUCAAGCACAACCAACAACUGCCGAACAACCACUUCCACAAGGACUGGCAACGCCGGGUCCGCGUGCACUUCGACCAGCCGGGCCGCAAGUCCUCGAGACGGGCUGCUCGUCUGUCCAAGGCCGCCGCUGUCGCCCCCCGACCCGUCGACAAGCUGAAGCCCGUCGUCCGAUGCCCUACGAUCAAGUACAACCGCCGCGCCAGGGCCGGUAGAGGUUUCACCCUGGUCGAAUUGAAGGAAGCCGGUAUCCCCCGCAAACUCGCCCCUACCAUCGGUAUCUCCGUCGACGCCCGCCGCCAGACCACCAACCAAGAGACCCUCUCGACCAACGUCGCCCGCCUCAAGGCCUACAAGGCCCGCCUGAUCCUCUUCCCCCGCAAGUCCGGCCAGCACAAGAAGCUCGACAGCUCCGCCGAGGACGUCAAGAUGGCCGAGGACGACAGCAAGAUCGCCAAGAAGGUCGCCGCCUCGAUCCCCAUCGACACCGGUGUCGGCAUCGCCCACGCCUUCAAGGAGGUCAAGAAGGGCGACAUGCCCAAGGGAGAGGAGGCCGCCUUCCGCAAACUCAGACUCGCCCGCGCCGACGCCAGGAACCAGGGCGCCCGGGAGAAGAGGGCCAAGGCCAAGGCCGAGGCGGAGGAUGCCAAGAAGAAAUAGAGAGAGGACCUACGUUGUUCAAUGCGAUCCGAACACAAAUGACAAACACAAACCCAAAACCACGAAGGGCGGGGGCGUCGGUCGUUUCCAUGUCUGCCUGGGUGGGUGUGUGUGUGUGUGGUGCAUGGGAUGGUGGGCUCGCUCCGAGCGUGGACGUGGAAGCAUUGUCUAGCCAUGUGGUUGUCUUUUUGCUUCCAUUGAUCGCGUCGGAGCAAGGAAAGAAAGGAGAUGCUUUUUAUGUUUUUUCAAAAUUGGCGUCGACAAGCAACGUUCAAGAAGAAGAAAAAAGAUCAUCAUACGAAAAGGAAUUAGCAAAGAAUGAGUGAGGGGGCGUGUGUAUUGCAUUCUCCUUCUUUGUGUCGUGUUAUCCAAAUUCGAGAGCGACAUAGCAUGGAACCCAGAAGGAAAUACCAAUGAGAAAAAAAACCAAACGAAA